Molecule: messenger RNA, 676 nt
Organism: Phyllostomus discolor (pale spear-nosed bat)
Lineage: Eukaryota; Metazoa; Chordata; Mammalia; Chiroptera; Phyllostomidae
Product: ubiquitin-conjugating enzyme E2 L3-like
Exons: 1
Coding region: 16-480 (154 amino acids)
Source: RefSeq, a predicted model, not a curated record
UCUACCAGAUCCAAGAUGGCAGCCAGCAGGAGGCUGAUGAAGGAGCUUGAAGAAAUCAGCAAAUGUGGAAUGAAAAACUUCCGUAACAUCCAGGUUGAUGAAGCUAAUUUAUUGACUUGGCAAGGGCUUAUUGUUCCUGACAACCCUCCAUGUGAUAAGGGGGCCUUCAGACUCGAAAUCAACUUUCCAGCAGAGUACCCAUUCAAACCACUGAAGAUCACAUUUAAAACAAAGAUCUAUCACCCCAACAUCGAUGAAAAGGGGCAGGUCUGUCUGCCAGUAAUGAGUGCUGAAAACUGGAAGCCAGCAACCAAAACCAACCAAGUAAUCCAGUCCCUCACAGCACUGGUGAACCACCCCAAGCCGGAGCAACCUCUUCCGGCUGACCUAGCUGAAGAAUACUCUAAGGACCGUAAAAAAUUCUGUAAGAACGCUGAAAAGUUUACAAAGAAAUAUGGGGAAAAGCGACCUGUGGACUAAAAUCUGCUGUGAUUGACCCCAGCAAGUGUGAGCAGAGACCUGAGCAGUGCAUUCAGACACCUGGCAAAGCAAGACUGUGGGAAAUUGACAUGUGCCACCGCCUGGCGUCCGCUUGUGGCAGUUACUAACUUUCUACAGUUUUCUUCAUCAAAAGUGAUAUAGGUGACCUGUAAAGAAAGGAUUAAAAAUUUAAGAU